UCUGCCAAAAAUAAAAGUCUCCACGCUGACAGAAACAAAAGCAUUCCAACGAUAUUGGAAAAAGCAUCAACAUGACCUGACUUGGGAGAGACAUGAAACACUGAAGGCAUCAUUCCUGAAUUAUUUUUACACAUUCCAUCAUGGGUUCCUCGGCGGCUGCAGCCCGAGCUCUCCGGCUCUCUGCGCGCUGCGCCCGGGCUCUGCCGGCGGUACAGGCCGGUACGGAGCUGCGCCACCGGGCCUCUGCUGACAGAAGAAACAUGACCGUCCAGGCGGCCGCUGAGCCGGGGAAGCUGAAGAGCAUCGACGACCUGCCCGGACCCAGUCUGUGCACCACUCUGUACUGGUUGUUCGUCAAAGGAUAUGCGGACAAGAGCCACUUACUGCAGGGUGUGCAGAGGAGCCUUUACGGGCCCAUCUGGCGCUCCAGGUUCGGCCCGUUUGACAUCGUGAACGUGGCGUCUCCGGAGCUCAUAGCUCAGGUGAUCCAGCAGGAGGGCCGCUACCCGUCCAGAGCCGAGCUGCCUCACUGGAAGGAGUACCGGGACCUGAGAGGACAGGCCUACGGGCUGCAUGUGGACACGGGACCGGAGUGGUACCGGAUCCGCAGGGCCCUGAACCCCAAGAUGCUGAAGCUGCACGAGGUGUCGGCCUACGCCCCCAUCAUCCACCAGGUGAUCGGAGAUCUGCUGCGCCGCGUCGAGUUCCUCCGAAGUCUCAGCCAGGACCAGGUCACCGUCUCAGAUAUGGCUUCUGAGCUCCACAAGUUUGGCUUUGAAGGUAUCUCCUCCAUCUUGUUUGAGACCAGGUUGGGCUGCCUGCAGGAGGACAUUCCCCCGGACACGCUGCGCUUCAUCACCGCCGUCAAUGAGAUGCUGACGCUGUCCGAGACCGUGCUCCUCCUCCCCCGCUGGAGCCGCCGCGUCCUCCCCUUCUGGAGGCGCUUCGUUCAGGCCUGGGACGACCUCUAUGACGUAGCUCGGUCCCUCGUCGACAGGAGGAUCGCUGAGAUUGAAGCUCAGGUGUGCAGCGGCGAGCCGGAAGGGGGCAUGUACCUGGCCUACCUGCUGUCCUCUGGCACGCUGACCAGAGCCGAGGUCUACAUCAGCCUCACGGAGCUGCUGCUGGGAGGGGUGGACACGACCUCCAACACCCUGUCGUGGGCCUUGUACCACCUGGCGAGGGACCGCGGGGUCCAGGACCGCCUGUACGGGGAGGUGAGCUCCGUGUGUCCCGACAGACGGGAGCCAAUCACAGAGGACCUGAGCAGGAUGCCGUACCUGAAGGCCGUGAUAAAGGAGACGUUACGCCUUUAUCCCGUGGUGCCUGGAAACGGACGCUUUGUCUCGGAGGACGAGGUGGUUGUCGGGAACUACUGGUUCCCAAAGAAGACUCAGUUCCAUCUGUGUCACUACGCCACCUGUCAUGAUGAAGAUCAGUUCGUAGACGCGGAGCUCUUCGCCCCGAAGCGCUGGCUCCGCGCUGAGGCGCCGGGCUCCGUCUGUGGCAGGGCGGCGCUGGGCUUCUACCGCCAUCACCCGUACAGCUUCCUCCCCUUCGGGGUCGGCGUGCGGGGCUGUGUGGGGAAGAGGGUGGCGGAGAUGGAGAUGUUCUUCGCUCUGUCCAGGCUCAUGCAGCACUACGAGGUCCAGCCUGAACCCGGCGCUCCGGUCGUGGAGCCUAAAACUCGAACCCUGCUCAUCCCGUCGAAGCCCAUCAACCUGCGCUUCCUGCCCCGAGCCUGAGGAGGGCGCCGCUGAGGCUCAGCAGCGCCUCCUUAACGAUGAUCAGCGCCACAGGCUGCAAACAAUUGAUCACAGGUCCUACAGGUGUGCAGCUCCUGGUUCUUUGAGUGAAGGAGCUGCACACGUCUGCACGUUCUUCUAGUAUCACUGAAUGAACACCUUAGUGUAGCAGGAUGUGGGAGGCGGCCUCUGGUUGUUGUCCUGUAAGUAUAUUCAGCACACAAAUCCUUUAUUUGAAUGAAUAACAUGAGGACAGAAACUAACGCUUCAAUGUGUCCUCCAUUGUUUAACUUCACUUCUCCUUUUUGCACAGAUUUGUUUAUUUUUGUUGCUUAUUCGUGAUUUCAUAACUCUAUUAUUUUAACGUAGCCAUCGGCUGAUGUGACAGAGCUGGUUUUACAUUAAACAGAAGCGAGUUUUAUUUACUGUUGAAUUAAUCUUUAGGUCACUGCUGUAUUUGAACAUGAACUUAACUUUAAGAAGGUUGGAGGACGAGAGGAAACGAGGGAAGGAAAGGAGGCUGUAAAAGCAGUGAAGAAGUGGAAGCUCUGCACCAAACAGAGACUCUGAAGAGUCUCCGUGUGUUCACUUCAAUGCUAACUCGUAUGUGGAUGUAUGAAGUGGAACCCUCUGUGAACCAUAAUCUCUGUGUGAUAUUCUCAUGACUCAAAUAAAAGUACAACUCUGCUCUCUGGGAUUGACUGCAUAUAUGUCGUCAUUGUUGCUAAAUAAAGUUUGUGUAGAAGACAUGCAGGCCGUACUCCAUUUCUGGUCCAAACUUGUUUUUAUUGAUCUGAUUCCAGUGUAGUGUUGCAGGAAUCAGAUGUUUGCACAUUGACGUGGUUACUGGUGAACAUGUACCAGAGAAUAUGAUAAACAGUAUAGGAUGCUUCUUUAGUCUUAAUAAACCCUGCACCACCAGGCUUGUCCUCAACGUGUGCUUAUUAUUUUGAAGUUCAAACAUCUCCACUUCCGGUGGUCCUAACCUUGAGUAGCUUGACGCCGCUCAUCUCAUGCGUCAGCCACGCGCGCUGCAAAAGAUGUAAACGUUCAGGAGACUUUCCUCUGCACAGAGAGCAGAAACACAGAGUUCUCCUCAGGUAUUUAAAUAAUACCAAUUAAUAAAUAAAUGCAGUAUGUAGCAAAAGUAGUGUGUCAUUCCACUGAUGCAUGUAUGCAUGUUGAACAUCAUAUGUGUGAAGUCAUAAUAAAGAGCGUGCUGAUAUUGUGGGAUGUCUUUUAGACCUCAGCCUCUAGGAGCCGCUGCGGAAUGUG
Anarrhichthys ocellatus (wolf-eel) is the source of this 3020-nucleotide messenger RNA. RefSeq names its product cytochrome P450 family 27 subfamily A member 2 (gene cyp27a2). The coding region runs from base 141 to 1745 and encodes 534 amino acids. The record is from RefSeq and is a predicted model, not a curated record. Gene Ontology annotation, biological process: cholesterol metabolic process; cellular response to peptide hormone stimulus; cortisol metabolic process. Gene Ontology annotation, molecular function: heme binding; oxidoreductase activity, acting on paired donors, with incorporation or reduction of molecular oxygen; iron ion binding. Gene Ontology annotation, cellular component: mitochondrial inner membrane. The transcript has 9 exons. Lineage: Eukaryota; Metazoa; Chordata; Actinopteri; Perciformes; Anarhichadidae.